Molecule: messenger RNA, 879 nt
Organism: Neltuma alba
Lineage: Eukaryota; Viridiplantae; Streptophyta; Magnoliopsida; Fabales; Fabaceae
Product: protein SPA, chloroplastic
Biological process (GO): photosystem II repair
Cellular component (GO): chloroplast
Molecular function (GO): protein disulfide isomerase activity
Source: RefSeq, a predicted model, not a curated record
UGCGUGUGUUGUAAGUGGAGUUUUUAUUUUUUCCUGACUGAGCGCUAUCCAAAUCAUUUUCAAGGAUCAAUUAGGAAAGAAAGAUUGAAGAGCGCGAACAAAAAUGACGUUAGCUCCUUCUUUGCCUCGCUUCCAUUCUCCUUUCCUUUGUUGCCCUCUGAAAUCCACUUCCCUCUGCAAGUCCCUCCCAAUUCAGCGUAAAUCCACGUCGUUCCCAUGUAUUAGAGCCGUCGAAUUCGACCAAAACACGGUAGUGGCCGUAACCGUCGGCCUUGCGAGUGUGGCCAUCGGGAUCGGCAUUCCGGUAUUCUAUGAAUCCCAAAUUGAUAAAGCUGCUAAGAGAGAGAACACUCAGCCUUGCUUCCCUUGCAAUGGUUCCGGCGCCCAGAGAUGCAGAUUUUGCAUGGGAACAGGGGAAUGUGACCGUAGAUGGCUGGGCGGGGAUGAGAAAGAGGUGUCUCGAUGCAUAAAUUGUGAUGGUGCUGGUUCAUUAACAUGCACCACUUGUCAGGGAACCGGAAUUCAACCUCGCUACCUCGACCGUAGAGAAUUCAAAGAUGAUGACUGAGCACAGCAAAGAAAACGAGGCGGAGAUUUUGGAAUUACUUAUGAGGCUAAUGUACUGAUUGAAUUUCCAUGAUGUGUACGUCCUUCAUAAAAAUGUACAAAAUUGCAUUCAUGUUUUAAUUUGGUUUACCUGUUUAUCAGUGAUACAAUGCUUCCUCCCUUUCGUGACGUAUCACAAUCUCUGUAGAAUUUUGACGCUUUCUUUUUCUCCGUUAUAGAAUAUUGGACAUCGGAUAGGUGUUUGGAAUAUGAGAUUGAAAUUACACCGCCGUAAAUGUAUUCUUUACGGAUGAUUCUGAUCUCAGCAGUUAA